CGCGCGUGCUGCUGGUGGCAGGCACAGGUGAGCCGCAGUCUGGCUGAGAGUCGGGGAAGACAUGGGGAAGCUCCAGGAGUUUGAAAUCGCUUUUGACAAAAACAAAGUGGUGUACGGUCCGGGCGACUCUAUCUCUGGAACCGUGACGGUGAAGCUGGGCCAGCCGCUGCAGUGUAAAGCCAUCAAAGUGAACUGCAAUGGUUUCUGUGGCAUCACCAGUAAGGUAAACGACACAACAUGGACGAUGGAGGAACAGUACUUCAACAGCACCGUCUCGGUUGCAGACAAAGGAACCCUGAAACAGGGAGAGCACACCUUUCCCUUCAAGUUCCUCAUACCAGACUCUGCUCCGACGUCUUUUGAAGGCAACUAUGGUAGAAUUGUUUACAGAGUGAGGGCUUUUAUUGACACACCAAGAUUUGCUAAGGACUACAACACAGAGAAACCUUUCUACCUGCUGAAGCUUCUAAACCUCAAUGAACUGCCAGACAUAUGGGGCAUCUGUUCAUCUGCAGUGACCCAGCAGUUCACCUACAUGCUGAUGAAAACAGGCACAGUGGUCCUGAAGGCCCAGACAGACAUGAAGGGCUACACACCAGGCCAGAUCAUCCAGGUGAUGGCCAAAAUCCACAACCAGUCUGGGAAGACCACAGGCAACAUGGCGGCCAGCCUGGUGCAGAGAGUCACCUAUGAGACAAAGAAGCCCACCCAUGACGUGAGAACAAUUGCGGAGGUUGAGGGUGGCGUGGUGAAAGCCGGCAAGGAGGUGGAGUGGAAGGAGCAGAUCAUUGUUCCUCCUCUUCCUCAGUCCUCCCUCGCUGGCUGUGAUCUCAUCAAGAUUGAAUAUUAUGUCAAAGUCAGUCUAAAGUCUCCAGAGGUCCAGCUGACGUUACCCAUCCACAUGGGGAAUGUCUCAAUAGACAAAAAACUGCGCCCUUCCAAACGAGCAGCUUCUGCUCCCUCUGCUGCAGCUGAAGAUACACCAGCCUCUACCUCUACCCCUGACGCCUCCACCUCUGCCACCACCCCCACCCUGCCCCCUCGGUCUGCCCCAAAACCUGCUCCCCGCCCUGUGCCCCGCUCCAGGAUGUCCUCCCAUAAUUCCCCCAGUGCUCCUCCAGCUGAGUGCCACCUGGGAGCAGAGGGUGGGACUCCAAGUAACGAUGGCUUCCCCAACAAGCGCCAGUCUCAGCUGGUGUCACCCAAUGCUUUCAGCUAUGCCCCUGGCCUCUUUUUCUCCCAGGGCCAGCAGCACAAUGGGCCUGGCACUGCACCUAAUGAGCCCAUGGCCAGUGGGUCCACAGGGGCCACAGCACCUUACCCCCCCGGGGUUGCUACUUCCAUGUCAUCACUACUCAUCCUGCCUCCAGACUACGGCAACUCCGCAUAUCCGCAAGAGGCUCCUCCUUCUUACGAUGAGAGCUGCAACACAUGAAGUGGAUGAAGAGGCAUCAACCUCCGAGAUGAUGAUCAGUUCACUCUGAUAUCAAACAAAAUGUUGAAGUAAAACUGCAGUUCAUGUACCACGCUGAUUGUUUGCCUGCUAUUUCAAAACUUUGGAACUAACGUGAACAAAUUGAUUGCCAGACACGGAGGAAACCCGACGUGAGCGGGUAUGAUAAGGGUUUUUUAGGCCUUAACUCACAGAUUUUGUAAAAGUUUCAAGCUUUUCUAAAUGUAAGAGAAUCACAUUUUGAAUAGAAAUGAAAGUGAAUUGUGUGAACUCUGUUGCCCAGUGUCUAAGUCCCUUCACUAAUCUAACAGGGAUCAUUCUCUCCUUCAAACCAGCUUCAGCCAAUCAACACAGCCUUCCUAAAAUCCAUGUUUGGUGUACUUUUAGCACUUUGAAUGAAAGGAAGGAGAGCGGGAAUAUGCAGAGUUUUUAUUUGCUGUUCUUUGUACAGUAACAAGAGGCAUGUUUUGAGUUGUGGAUUAUUUAGAUGACAUCUGUGAUGUCAAGUGUGAAAGUUUCUCAUCUCCGUUACUGUUUAGUAUCUCCAAAUAAGAAAUUAACAUUGAAAACAGGUGAAAUUCUCUUUAUUCUUCUGGCAUAUUUUUCUUUUUUCUUUUUAAUAUUUAAUGCUGGAUAAACUGGUUUGUUUGCCAAGAUAUUUUUUAAUUUGUCUUUGAUCAGGAGUUUUUGAUUUUAUGAUGAUAAACAAUCCAGAUAUUGCUGUUGCAAGUUGUCUACAUAUACAUAUUAAGAUUUCAGCCUUGUUUGCCAUGUUACCUUCAGUCCUUGAACUGUGUUUAGUAACUGUAGGCUUCCUUUGAGGAAUGGUGUUGUGCAGUAUAUUCUUCCCCUGCUGAACGUGUUUUGGUUCUGUAUAUGCCAGAUAUCCUUUCUGUGUCUGAAGUCUGUUAAUGGAUGUACAGCUGAAACAUCACUGUCACAUGAGGAUUUCUUUGGCCCUUGUUGAUGUACUUCACACCAUCUGUUUUAAUCACAGUGUUUUGUGAAUACAUUUUCAUAUUUCUUAAUCAAGUUAAAGCCUUCAAACAUGCAAAAAGACAACGUUAUAUUUAUUUAUUGUUUUGAGUGUUUUCCAACUACUUUGUGGAGCCCAAUAAAUGUGUUAAAACCA
Chelmon rostratus (copperband butterflyfish) is the source of this 2585-nucleotide messenger RNA. It is a transcript of the gene arrdc1a, whose product is annotated as arrestin domain containing 1a. Gene Ontology annotation, cellular component: cytoplasm. Gene Ontology annotation, biological process: protein transport. The transcript has 8 exons. Gene Ontology annotation, molecular function: ubiquitin-like ligase-substrate adaptor activity; ubiquitin protein ligase binding. Lineage: Eukaryota; Metazoa; Chordata; Actinopteri; Chaetodontiformes; Chaetodontidae. Bases 62 to 1435 code for a protein of 457 amino acids. The record is from RefSeq and is a predicted model, not a curated record.